GCGUCAUUUCCGGGUGGGCGGACUGCUGAUUCACAGAGGGGAAAGCAACGUUCGCACAUGAAAAAUAUAAAGAUGUUACUUUUAUAGACUCUGUUAACUCAACCGCAGUAUUUUCCGACAGGUUAUCAUGGUCCCUACAGACUUUAAAGCCCUAAUCCAGAGGUUUUAUCAUCUUCAGUCUGAGCGAGUAGAGACGUAUCAGCUCUUUGAAGAAGGACAUGAGGCCUACUUGAGGACAGGGCCUCAGUAUGACUUCGACCACUACAGACAGCUGGUCCAUGAGAUAACACAGGCCUUCUGCGGCAUCUCCAAGGAAGUGCUCGAGAUCAAGGGGAGGCUGCACCAUGAGUUUGAAAGGCCAGACCUCUCUGAGCACAUUGAAAAGCUGCAGAGCAAAGAGAAGCAGAAACUUGAACUGACAGCCAAGCUGCAGCUGGCCAGGCAGCGGGCCCAGGAUCACCCGGAGGACGAAGGCUGUCAAGAAAAGAUUCAGGAGAUCAAGCAGGAAAUCAUCAAGAACAAAGAGGCUCUGAGUGAGAUCAUGCAGGACUUUAAGUACGACUCAGAGGAGUGUGAUUGACAGGUGACUCCCUGGGGGCCUGCAGCCGCCCCCUCACAUCACCAGACAGCAGGGCUGACGGGUCAACUCGGCCCUGCUGCAACUUUCCAUCUUGGACUCCUCAGCUGCACUUAUUGAUCCCCCCCUCUGGCCCCACCCUGCUCACUGCUGCAGUUUUAUUCCUCCCAGGAGGCUUUUCACAUUCUGGCUGUGUAUGUGUGUAUGAGUGUGUGUAUGUGUGUGUGUUAGUGUUAAUGCAUGCCUCAGCAAAAAAAAAAAGAAAAAAUGCCUUUCUUGUAAUGAAAUUGAUGAAAUAUGUAAAUACUGAAGAAGUUAAAUAAUACUUAAAAGCUCAUACAUCUUUGUUUAAUAGAUACAUUAUAUUUUUAAUGAUAAAAACACUUUCCCAGAUAUUUUCUGUUCUUUACUGUUGGUUUAUACAGAUUUCAUACACAGUACUUUUCAGACUUAAUUACCACAAGUAAAGUAUAUAACUUAGACAAAAUCCACAUUCCUUAAAUAUACAGUUAUAAAAAUAUAUUGUAUCACAACGUCUGCUCAGAUACACAACAGUAUGUACACUUUACAGAUAGUGGGGCCUUAGUUUAUUGGGGAUUCAUAACUGAUCACUAAUUCUACAGUCUAGAAAUAUCUAAAUUUAACUACACUAAUGGUACAAAACACAUUUUUUUUUAAUGUUUGAUUACUGGCUUCAAGUAGCUCAUUUGUGACUUUACAAAUCCAUUUAGUUCUCACUGAACUGAUAGCUAACAGACUGACCAACAGUGACACGUGGAGAUAUUGAUACACUGUCAUAACGGCUAAAGCCCUCAUAACAAUGUAAAUUUCACAUUCAGAUUUGUUUGGAGAAUUGGAAAACUAUAAUACUGUUUGUUAACUACUGUUUUACAAAAAACAUUUCUUGACCUGCAAACAUAGAUACCCAUACUUGGUACUUAUUCCCCUCAUGUUACCGUCACUGAAAUACAUAAUAUUUUUUCUUGAGUAAUGCUUUAUUACAAUUUGACUUCAAAGUAGCAUUUAAGACUUGCUUAUCUUACAUUACAUUAAGUUAAUAAAACAUAUAUGAACUAUAAGUAUUUAUAUAUAUAGGAUAAAAGUGCAGUUACUGCGGGCCUAAAUGUAAGAGUUUGUGCAAAGACAGAUUUGGCGAGCGGAAAUGGCAGAAAAAGGCUGCAUUGUCUCACUUCAGUUGUCUUCCAGCCGGGCCCUUUAAACUCAAGGCUGAUGACCAAACACUGCAGUGUCCCUCGGCCGGGCCGUUGGACCUCUCGCACAGCUGGGACACUCGGAGCCAGUUAUCUGUCAGUGUUCCUUGAUGCUGUUCUUGAAUUAAACACCACAGUGGUGCUGAGCAGUGGUGCUAUGAAUUAUCGUCUUGUAGAAUCUGAAAAGACAAAAGAUUCAUACUGGGAUAAUUCAAUGGGAAAACCAUGAAAUUUAUAAUCAUCAGGAUAACUGCUCUGUCUGGCUUCUUUUUCUCCCCGUCUUUCUUUGCAUCGUCUCCUUUUUUUAUUCUCUGUGCAUCAUUCCCAGCCCCCUGCUACCUUUCUCUCAAGGUAAUCAAUGGGAACCUGUCACGCUUUGAGAACAAAGACAUUAUUCAGGCAACGGCGUGUGCCCUAUUAAGCCCAAAACGCCGGAGACUGCUGAGCUUAUUCAGUCAGGUAGAGUGAGGGUUUCUGUAAGUUCAAGGACUGAGCAGCAGAGGAUGUGGCUGAAGGAUCUGAACUCUUCACAAAGUCAUAUAAACACACAGAAGAUGCCGGAGUUCUGCGUGCCAUUUGGCCCGAGUUAUUUUUGUGAAAAUGCCAAGAGACAACAAAACACAAACAGAACACAUUACAGUGGGCUGUUAAUUGCAUUUACAUGUUCAUUUCUCUUUGUUGUGGUCAUCAGCUGAAGAUCAGACGUCUACAUCGUUAAAAUAUGUAAUAAAAUCAGAGUGCAUGACUGAGAGCAUAUCUACUUUUAUGCUCCCACUUCUGGGCCAGUAAAGCCAAAACCGCACAUUUUACCUGAUCAUAAAGUACAGACUGAAACUUCA
Seriola aureovittata is the source of this 2627-nucleotide messenger RNA. It is a transcript of the gene rex1bd, whose product is annotated as required for excision 1-B domain containing. The coding region runs from base 128 to 580 and encodes 150 amino acids. The transcript is spliced from 5 exons. The record is from RefSeq and is a predicted model, not a curated record. NCBI's taxonomy places the organism in Eukaryota, Metazoa, Chordata, Actinopteri, Carangiformes, Carangidae.